This is a messenger RNA of Mycena citricolor, 2075 nucleotides long. The record is from the annotation of a GenBank genome assembly. Lineage: Eukaryota; Fungi; Basidiomycota; Agaricomycetes; Agaricales; Mycenaceae.
CACAGACAAACUUUUCGCGUUUAUAAACCCGCCAAAAUGUGGAAUACACCCCCAUCCUCAGCUCUCACCCUCGAGUCAGCCGCCUGCGAAACUUUCUUCGCCUCUCCCUUCCCAACUCGACACGCCACCCGCGAUUCAAAAUGUCUUCGCUGCAGCCCGAUAACUACGCUGUGUACCAGUACGACGCAUACGACAGCCCGCGCACCCCUCGUCGCACAGCGAUGGCCUGUCAGUUCUGUCGUGCUCGCAAACUAAAAUGCGAUGGUCUGAGACCUCUCUGCACCAACUGCGAAAAACGGAAUCAACCCUGCGCGUAUACCCCAGUCUCGGCCCAAGCAUCAAAAUAACCAGCCGCCGAUAAUCGUGCUGCACUAGAUGUGGCGGUAGAAAGGCUAUCUACAUAUUGUCCCGCGACUCGACGUCGCACAAAAUAGAGUUAAUACAUUCUAGGCCCUCAGCCAAUUUGCCAUCGAUUCACUCGGUCAAUCACCCGUGAGAUCGAGGAAAUCCUAUCCACAUCGCCCCACUCCGGCAGUGCGAGUUUAAUCACCGCAACGUGGAAGAGCAUGAGAUAAUCUUCAGACAGACUUGACAGGACUGAGAUCCUAAUUGGUGAUCGCUUCAGAAGCGGCAUUUCUGUGGAAAGCUGGUGCGUCCAUACCACAGUUUCACGCGUGCAUCCCCCCCAUUCCCAUCGCCAACACUUGAGAAAUGAACCAUCAAAUCAAACAGCAUCGCUUGAUUAGGAAACGGACCAGCACGCGCAAAUAACGCGCUCCUCAUCAGCCGAUGAUCACCACCACCACCAUGAGCGCGUCCGAGCGCUUCGAUCUCUCGAGUUACCGUAUCCCUGGCUCGGACUCAUGUUUCUACAUCCCGGAAUUCAUCACUGAGGGCGAAGAGGCGUAUCUCAUCCGCAAAGUAGCGCCUGGCUUCCGUCCGGCACUUGGGCCCCAGUAUUUACGAGAGCGCUCAUCAGAUUCGAGAUUCCCCAGCCCAGCGGUGGAAGCAGCUGGCCAAUCGCAGGCUCCAGCUGUGGGGAGGCGAAUUAACGUCGAACAACGUCCUCGUCGCCCAGCCGAUGCCCUCAUUCGUGGAAACCUAGUAAGCGUAUAUUCUCCCCCUCCCCCCUCCCCCGGUGCUGCACUGCGAUUCACGUCUCUUGCAACCAGCCCCGAUAUCAUCAACCGGCUGCAGCAGACCGGCGUCUUCCACGGAUCCCCGCACGCGAAACCGAAUCACAUCAUCAUGUCAUUAGUGCCUUCGACCGAUCCCUCGCAGACGCACGCUGACGAUUCUCCAGGAACGAAGUUCGUGCCCUGUCUGCUUUGUGUCGUUGAGAUCUUGCCAAGGUACGGCACGCUGGGGUGGCUGCCCGCAUCUAUUCUUUCUGACUGUCCGGCGCGCAGGGAUCAUGGUAGACCGUGCCUUCCACCUCCCUCCAUGUCUAAUCGACAGCUGCAGCCCCACGAAGACGGCCCGGCCUACCACCCGGCGGUGGCGACGAUCUCGCUGAACUCCCACUGCGUCUUCCACUACUAUCGAUACACGCUGCCCGAGUCUCACGGAGGGCGGAGCAUAGACCCCACGCCUGUCCUCUCGCUCCUUCUCGAGCCGAGGUCGGUGGUGAUCUCCACGGACUCGCUCUAUUCGAAUCAUCUGCAUUCGAUACACGAGAUCAAGGAAGACAGAUUCACGGCGGGAGGUGUAGCUGAUUUCGGCAGUCCGAUCGCCAACUGGGAGAGGGUGACCGAUGCAGCAACGCGCGAGGUGUUGGCGAAUGGUGGUGCCUUGACGCGAGGGACGCGAUACAGUUUGACGUGCCGCGACGUCGGAAAGGUCGCACAGCUCAAGUCCUUCGUGAAGCGCUGAUCACUCAGAUUGAGUGCCGCCACCAACGGAGGAUCUCCGGCGUACACAGCACCAUCAGGAUCGAUUGUGUACAGUAGACUCAUCUCAAGCUCCAUCGCGGCCCAGCGACAAGCCACGCAAGUCAGAUACAGUCUCGUAGUAGUCUUCCUGAGCCGCACCGCCGACCUUGACACACACGAAGCGUCCCUCGUCCGUGCUCCAAU